CUGUUAUCGCUUUAAUAUAAGCUAUGCAACGACUGGUAAUAUUAUUUUUAUUUACAAUUCUAGUAAUCAAAGGUGAAUUUAAUAAGGAAAACUGUCCGAAUGUAAAAACUCCUUUGGAUUUAGUUAGGAAGAGGCGCCAUCUUGUGUUUCCUGACGGAUCUGACAUAGUGCUCACUGCAUCUAUAGUGAAAGCGAUCAUGACACAUGCUCCUGCUGGUUGGAAUAUUGCUCUGGAGUUAGAUGUACAUUUCCCAUUACCGAAUGCUAAUUUUACCAUGCUCCAGUUAAGAAGGAAAUUACACCAUCGUCAGAAGAAAGACAUAUGGACGAAAAUUGAAAAUGCUCUCAAUUAUCACAAUCUGGACGGUCGAACGUGUGUUCUCAGAAGCAUAUGCGAAGCCAAGGUCUACCUUGCGCCUCCGGGGAAAUCACUGGUUCAUGACAUAUUAAGAGCCAUACUUACAGUGCCAGAAUUUGACAGUGAAUUUGCAGAAGAAAUAAAAGGGUCUUAUGAUGAGCUGCUGACACCAGAUUAUUGUGAACAAUUGAGUAAUUGUCCAUUUUCAUUGUCUCAUUUUUUGAUACCACAAGGAAUGCCAUGAGCAACCAGCUAAUAUUAAACGUAUAUUUUAAUGGUUAUAAAUAAGUGUGUACUUGCAUUUGAAGAAAAAAAAUCUUUCAAAAGUCAUGACUGCAUUGUGCUAGCUAAAUUGUAAGCAUAAAAUAUUUUUUAUUAUCCAA
This is a messenger RNA of Diatraea saccharalis (sugarcane borer), 741 nucleotides long. Lineage: Eukaryota; Metazoa; Arthropoda; Insecta; Lepidoptera; Crambidae. The record is from the annotation of a GenBank genome assembly.